Messenger RNA from Peromyscus maniculatus bairdii (prairie deer mouse), 2010 nucleotides. RefSeq names its product 15-hydroxyprostaglandin dehydrogenase (gene Hpgd). Gene Ontology annotation, biological process: prostaglandin metabolic process; female pregnancy. Gene Ontology annotation, molecular function: 15-hydroxyprostaglandin dehydrogenase (NAD+) activity. NCBI's taxonomy places the organism in Eukaryota, Metazoa, Chordata, Mammalia, Rodentia, Cricetidae. The record is from RefSeq and is a predicted model, not a curated record. Gene Ontology annotation, cellular component: cytoplasm.
ACAGACUUCUAUUUCCAGAUUGGAGUGUGAGGGAUUUUGUGCCUGGUACCACCAAAUUUGAAACCCAACUCUCAAAAACAAAGAACCUCAGCACCUUCAAGCAACCAGAGGCUUGGGAACAAAUUCUUCCAUGGGAACCGGCAAAAGCGGAAAGCCUAGAAGGCAAAAGUCUCCUCGGGUCCACCCGGGUGCUUGGGGGCAGGUGACAGAGGGACAGUUUCCUAGGCGCUGGUUUGACAGUUUCAUCCCCGCCCACUGGCAAGAGAGCUCCUAGGGCCGCUGCACAGGCGCGCAGAGGGGGCCAUAAAAGCUGCAGCAGCGCAGAGACGCGGAGCUCGCCCACCCCCGGCGGAGCCGCGACCCACCAUGCACGUGAACGGCAAAGUGGCCCUGGUGACCGGUGCAGCGCAGGGCAUAGGCAGAGCCUUUGCCGAGGCUCUGCUACACCAUGGCGCCAAGGUAGCCUUGGUGGAUUUGAAUCUCGAGGCAGGUGUAAAGUGUAAAGCUGCCCUGGAUGAGCAGUUCGAACCUCAGAAGACUCUGUUCGUCCAGUGUGAUGUGGCUGACCAGGAACAGCUGAGAGAUACUUUUAGAAAAGUCGUAGACCAUUUUGGAAGAUUGGAUAUUUUGGUCAAUAAUGCAGGAGUGAACAAUGAGAAAAACUGGGAACAGACUCUGCAAAUCAAUUUGGUUUCUGUUAUCAGUGGGACCUACCUUGCUUUGGAUUACAUGAGUAAACAAAAUGGAGGAGAAGGUGGCGUCAUCAUCAACAUGUCUUCACUAGCAGGACUUAUGCCUGUUGCUCAACAACCUGUUUAUUGUGCCUCCAAGCACGGCAUAAUCGGAUUCACACGCUCGGCAGCGAUGGCUGCCAACCUUAUGAAGAGCGGAGUAAGACUGAAUGCUAUUUGUCCAGGCUUUGUCAACACACCCAUCCUUGAGUCCAUUGAAAAAGAAGAAAACAUGGGCCAGUAUAUAGAGUAUAAGGAUCAGAUCAAGGCGAUGAUGAAAUUCUAUGGAAUCCUGGACCCAUCAAUCAUCGCCAAUGGAUUAAUGACACUCAUUGAAGAUGACGCUCUCAAUGGUGCCAUCAUGAAGAUCACAGCAUCUAAAGGAAUUCAUUUUCAAGAUUAUGACAUCACUCCAUCUUUUGUUAAAGCUCCAUGAACAUCUUAAGCAUUGGCCAUCACUGAAAUUAAGCACAAGGGACUCACUCAGACUGCAUCUUUACUAAUAUAGCUUUUAAAAUGAAAUGCUGUAGUAUGAAACCUACCUGUCUGUGUCUGAUGUUAAUAUUUUUCUAAAUGAUUAGUUAAAUGUAUAGAUAAAGAUGUACAAUAAGCUAGCAAAAAUAUAGCGCAAGCCAAAACUGGGUUAUAACUACAUAAUCUAAGGGCAAAGCACAGGAUAUUCAAGAGAUAUUCUGCCUUUCAGAAAACAUAUUUAUCACUGUGGCUCAUAAAUAUUAAUGGUUUUCAGAGGGGAGAUACUUGAAUUGUUAUUUAAAUAAAAACAGAUCUUAAAUGAUUCACUUUAUAUGUUUGCAUUUCAAGAGGGGGAGGCUACUUUGCAAUAGAAAUACUUAGUAAUAACAGCUUGUACAUGAUCUACAAGCUAAACAUUUCAACUCUUUGAAAAUAUGGUAUGUGUGCGGGUCAGUAGUUAGGGAAUGAAUUCCAGUGGGACCAUGUCCGAAUAAAAUAUCUGAUGUAUGGGAAAAUGAUAUUUUUACUUACACUGACGAUUCACACUUCAGCCUCAAACCAAGGAAGAUGGUUUUUGUUUUCCUUCCUAAUUUUAGAAAUUUAAUAGAUUCCAUAAACCUCAGGAAUGAAACUUUCAACAACAGUUAUAGCAAUAAAGGAGGAAAUUGUAAAGUUUUAUAUGUACUGUAUAUGCUUAUUAAGAAAUGAUUCAAAUGUAUUUUUAUUGAUUAUUUCUUUGUUGGUUUGUACUAAUUUCAAAAGUGCCUAUCUUUCAAUAAAACUCUUUUAUUCUAAUUCACAUAAA